UAGUUUUUUUUAUUAUUAUCUCCUCUUCUCUUACUCAAAACAUAAACAAAUCUAAACGAAUAAAUAUUAAAGAUGAGGUGCUGUGCUAAAUUAAACUACUUAUCGUUGAGUAGAUCAUAUUCUACUGUAACUCCGGUAACAAACACAUUUCUAGAAGAGGUGAAAAAGAACUUUAUCCCCACAAACACUUUGCAGAAGACGUUAUUAUCGUGUGGUUCGGCUGCUAUUGCCCUGCUCAAUCCGUAUAGAGGAGACAUGAUAGCAUGUUUAGGAGAAAUAACUGGCGACGAUUCUUUGAAAUACAUGCGUUCAAGAAUGCUUGAAACACCUGAAGGUACAGAUAUAUUAAAAGAAAAGCCUCGGAUCAAUUCGCAGUCUGUAUCAUUUUCUACACUAUCUAAUAUGCCAAAAAAUACUUUGGGUCGAGUUUAUGCAGACUUUAUGCGUGAUAACAACAUUACUGCUGACUCUAGAUUGCCUGUGCAGUUCAUAUCUGAUCCAGAGCUAGCAUAUGUUAUGCAACGGUACAGGGAAGUUCAUGACUUGGUCCAUGCUACUUUGUUCAUGAAAACUUCAAUGCUCGGAGAGGUUACUGUAAAAUGGGUUGAAGGAAUACAGACCAAGUUACCGAUGUGUAUAAGUGGUGGCAUCUGGGGAGCAGCCAGACUGCAGCCCAAGCACCGCCAACUGUACCUCAAGUACUACUUGCCUUGGGCCAUCAGAACUGGAGCUAAUGCACAAUUUUUACAAGGUAUUUAUUUUGAAAAGAGAUGGGAUCAAGAUAUUGAUGAAUUUCACAAAGAGAUGAACAUAACAAGACUAGUUAAAAGUUAAUCAUAAAUUAUUAAAAAAGGAGAACCUAGUAUUUAAAUUUAUUUAGUGUGUAGGGACAAAAUAUUAUACCUAAUUAUGUUACUAUAAAAUAAAACUGCAGAAAUGACUUA
Messenger RNA from Plutella xylostella (diamondback moth), 944 nucleotides. RefSeq names its product Coenzyme Q4 (gene Coq4). Gene Ontology annotation, cellular component: mitochondrial inner membrane; mitochondrion. NCBI's taxonomy places the organism in Eukaryota, Metazoa, Arthropoda, Insecta, Lepidoptera, Plutellidae. Gene Ontology annotation, biological process: ubiquinone biosynthetic process. The record is from RefSeq and is a predicted model, not a curated record.